This is a messenger RNA of Sparassis crispa, 747 nucleotides long. RefSeq lists its product as hypothetical. NCBI's taxonomy places the organism in Eukaryota, Fungi, Basidiomycota, Agaricomycetes, Polyporales, Sparassidaceae. The transcript has 3 exons. The record is from RefSeq and is a predicted model, not a curated record. The coding region runs from base 1 to 747 and encodes 248 amino acids.
AUGGAAAGAACCGCCAGGGAUGCGGUCGCUGCACUUGAAAGGAUUGAUGACAUAGUGCUAGAAGAGAUUGAGGACAACGUGCAUGGGAUGCUCUCUAGGUUCCGUAGCAAACCGCGUAAAGUGUCACUUUUCAGCCAUUUUUUUAAUCGUUAUCGUCUCUCUCCGCUACCUCUGCAAAACACAGAGGACCUGACGAUAUCUCAUGGCACCAUCGAUAAUGACACGCCGUUGGGAGGACGCUAUGCAGGACCGCAAUGGCUGGCAUGUCGACAUCUUGAACUUCUGUUCGUCAACGUCCCUUCGACCAUCUUCGUGGAUGUAUUCCCCAACCUCGUGCACUGGCGGUGCUCUGUGGCCCAGGUUUCCUGGCCAUCCACAAGCGCUGUGCUCAGUUCGCAAAACUCCUGGCCGUUCGUCAUAUGGCUCUGGACCUCACAGGGAUCACCUUCAUGCGACCCGAAGUGGGUGUUGAAUCCGCAUGCACUUCUGUGGCGGGAGCUUGUCGAGUUGUCCCCGCGGCUUAAGUAUUUCAUUUUGAAGUUGGACGCAAAAGCGAAUAUCUUGAGGUGGCUGACUACCGUCCGUGUCUUUGUUCCACGUGAGGAGAAGAAACAGUCCCAAAUCUUGCUGCGAGACACACUAGCUGAAUCUAUGUCCUCAUUGCAUUACAUUGCGGUCAGUUGCCUGGCCUGGGUGAUGGAGAUGCCGCGGGAAGUUGGCGACGCAAUAUGGCGUGCUGCCGCGUGA